CCCCGGGCCGGCGUGGAGACCGGCGGAAAACUGCUCGUCUCCAACUUGGACUUCGGCGUUUCGGAUGCGGACAUCCAGGAGCUCUUUGCAGAGUUUGGGACCUUGAAGAAGGCAGCUGUGCACUAUGACAGAUCUGGCCGCAGCCUAGGGACGGCGGACGUGCAUUUCGAGAGGAAGGCCGACGCGCUGAAGGCCAUGAAGCAGUACAACGGGGUGCCCUUGGACGGGCGCCCCAUGAACAUCCAGCUGGUGACGUCACAGAUCGACACGCAGCGGAGACCAGCACAGAGUGUAAACAGAGGUGGCAUGACUAGAAACCGUGGGGUCUCGGGGGGAUUUGGAGGUGGAGGCAACAGGCGAGGGACUCGUGGCGGUAACAGAGGGAGAGGCAGAGGAGCUGGAAGAACUUCCAAACAGCAGCUCUCUGCAGAAGAACUAGAUGCACAGCUGGAUGCUUACAAUGCCAGGAUGGACACCAGCUAAAGCGGCAGCAGUGGGCGCAGGGAAGGACUCCAAUCUUGCUCCACACUCCCGGCAGGGGCUGCGGCUGUGGCUACUACUACCGAGGAUGGGAUGUGUUUUACUUUUAUGUUCUGGGAUAGGUUUUAACUCCUGUAAAGGUUUUUUUUAAUUCUCAGCAGACCUGUUUUGUACCGAGUUAUUUUUGGGAUAAAUUUUUCUGGUUGCCUGUUGGGCCAAGGUGGCUUUUUCACCUUUGCCGUAAUAAAAUAGAACCAUGUCUA
Molecule: messenger RNA, 743 nt
Organism: Ficedula albicollis (Collared flycatcher)
Lineage: Eukaryota; Metazoa; Chordata; Aves; Passeriformes; Muscicapidae
Gene: ALYREF
Product: Aly/REF export factor
Exons: 5
Biological process (GO): mRNA export from nucleus
Cellular component (GO): nucleus
Molecular function (GO): mRNA binding
Source: RefSeq, a predicted model, not a curated record